Uranotaenia lowii is the source of this 10746-nucleotide messenger RNA. RefSeq lists its product as uncharacterized. The transcript is spliced from 7 exons. Gene Ontology annotation, molecular function: RNA polymerase II cis-regulatory region sequence-specific DNA binding; zinc ion binding; DNA-binding transcription factor activity, RNA polymerase II-specific. Bases 424 to 7932 code for a protein of 2502 amino acids. The record is from RefSeq and is a predicted model, not a curated record. NCBI's taxonomy places the organism in Eukaryota, Metazoa, Arthropoda, Insecta, Diptera, Culicidae. Gene Ontology annotation, biological process: regulation of transcription by RNA polymerase II. Gene Ontology annotation, cellular component: nucleus.
CGCGAGAGUUUCGUUCGUUCAGUCAGUCAGUCAGUCGAAGUCAGUUGGUCGGUCUGUCGGUCGGUCUCGGUUUGGUUGAGAUUUUAGUUUCGCUUUUGAUUUGGUUCGGUUUGGUUUUGUUGGUUUUGGUUUCGGUUUGCUUGGGGCUUAUGUGAGACUACUGAUUAGUCGACACUUUUAUAAUAGGGGGUAGCCCCCUCAUCGAUAGAUAACUGCUGUUGUUGUUUGGGUUGAGCUUACAGUUACGGGAGGAGAAAAAAAAGUGUUCGGUGACAGUUGCUGUUAGCCGCGAUAGUCUCUUACGGAAGUUGUCCUCUUUGUGGUCAAUCGGCAGCCCGCAGGCGGAUGUGGAGUGCGAUUUGAUACACUUAUUAUUCCCCAUUUUUUCAAGUAGAUGAUCCGGGUGGGGAACUUCCGCCCGCUAUGGAAAUAACAAUCAACAGCUGUGGAAGAAACGAAAGUAAACUAACAGCAGCCGUGGUGAGUCAACAACAUCAGGCGCAGCAGCAACAGCAACAGGAACGGUGCUCGCCAACGCAGCCCCCAAUCAGCAGCGCCACCCAAAGCAACAGCAGCAGCAGUAGCACCAACAACAAUACAAAUUCCUCCGAUCUAAAGUACCUGCAUAAGAAGUUUAAGCGAAUCGCGAGUGCCACCCUGACCAAUCACGACGAUAGUGGCAACAGCAGCAGUAAUAGUAAUAGUAUCAAUACUAGUGGCAGUGAAUCGAAACCAGUAGUGGCCAUUACGUCAGCCCCGCCGUCGGCCGCAAGAAGUAGUAACACCGUUAGUGGCACUAGUAGUAGUAGUAUUAGUAGUAGUACAAUUGGCAAUGCUACCCGACCAGAAGCGGCAUUUGUAACGACGACGACGACGACGUCCACGAGUGCCACUGUCCCUGCCCCAGUCCAAUGUGCCAACAACAACGAGUCAAGGAGUGAAUUAUUGGUCAACUCGGCUCAUGAAUACCCAUCGCUGCUGGAACGACGGCCUACGACGGUAGAUCAGCAGCAGCGUCACCAUCAUAUAGCGGCCCCGAUUGAUGAGAACAUCGUCAUCUACAGUCGCCAUCAAUUAACCCCUUCGAGUGCUGAACUCCAACAGCAGCAGCAGUCGAUCAAUAGCAGUAACGGUGCUUCCUUGAAUUGCGCUAACGACAUUAUUAGUGACAGUCAUAGUUUUAUCAGCGGUGAUCUUAUUCCCAGACCGAGUGAAGAACUCAAGCCAUACUAUCCCAGUGUAAAUAACAAUAAUAACAGUAGUGCUACUAUCAAUUUAAGUUUGAGUGAUUCAAGUGAGAGAAACCGAUGCGCGAGCCACGGAAGCAGCACGACCAGUCGAAGUAGUACGCUAUCGCCGCCCGAGUCCAACGUGCGGUUAUCAUCCUCGUACGACGGUGCUGCCAAUAGCUUGACCUUUGCCACCAUCGCCCAUCAGCAGCAGCAGCACCACAACCAUCACCUGGUGGUACAAAACCUCCAAACUCUCCAACAAUUUCCCCCUCGACCACCGUACGACGGUAGCAACCAAAGUUCGCUUCCGUAUACCCUCAACAACCACAACAAUAACAGCAGCAGCAGUCCGAGUCCCAAUCCAAGUGGCGCUGGCGGUAUUCCGGCGGCGCAGACAAACGUUCCGGCUCCGGGUCGAUAUGUGUGCCCCUUUUGCCAGAUGAAUUGUAGCAAACCAUCGGUGUUGGAGAAGCACAUCCGGCGGCAUACGAACGAGCGACCGUUUCGGUGCGAUCCCUGCGGAAUCGCGUUCAAAACCAAGAGCAACCUGUACAAACACUGUCGUUCCCGAGCCCAUGCUUCCAAAAGCCAAGGUGAAGAUCUUGGUCCAGUGCUAGACGAGGAAGGUUCCCUCGGCGGUUCGGAUAUCGACGACAAGGAGCUGAGUAAUAGUGGUUCAGAAAUUAUCAAUCGAAACUCCCCAAUGGACGAUCGGAUCCAUUCGCCCCAACUCUUGGUGGAGAAACCGUACAAACCCAAAUUCCACAAUGCAGCUCUGUACACCAAGUUCGAUGCGACCCGAUUGAUGAGCGAAAAGUUUGGCGUCUCUGGACAGCAACAGCUGCCCGGGAAUGGACCUUAUCCCACUAACUAUUCCCAAUCGGUGGCCGGAAACCAACCCGGGGCACUUCCAACAGGAAACAGUGUUCACCCAGGUACCCCGACUGCUGCACAUGCUUAUUUGAACGGUCAAAACGUGGAAUCGCUCGAGCAACACAUUUCCAAGCUGAUUUCGGACAAUGAAGCAAUCGUGGAGGUCGUGGAAGCUCCACUGCAGAAGAAGUAUCAUAAGAUAACCGGAAUAACGCGAGGCAUAUCGGUGACCUCCAGCGCUGGACAGCAGGGUCCCACUGGGUCUGAGUCUAGCUCGUCUUCGAGUGGAUCCACCAAUAAUGCUAGGAUAGCAAAUGCGUUGCUCCUCAAACAGCAGCAGCAACACCAGCAACGAUUGAAUGAGGAACUGCUAAUGCAACAGCAUCAGCAUCAUCAGCAACAGCUGGUUCAGCUCCAUCAGCCAUACGCUCCCACAAACCUAGUUCCGAGUGAGCAAAAUGUGAUAAUCAUAUCGAAUAGGAUAGCUUCAAGCCAAGCGAAACCGGUCACCCAGUUGCCGGUCGUAGUUCCGCAGAAUCAUGUAAUGGUCCAGCCAUCACAAAUUGUCAGUAGAUCUCCAAACCGAGGACCAGAAGUAGUGCAAUACCAGCAACCGCUGAACCUUAGUAAACCCGUCGUGAUGAGCGAAGCUGCGUUGGAGAUGGACCACUUUCGGAAACGUGCCAACGAGAUGCGUUUCAGUAGAGAACCAUCUCCGGCACCAUCAACAGCUCAGUUUCAUCAAGCAUCACCGGCUCCAGUCGUUCCACCAUCUCCUCAGAUUCAGCCAUCACCGGUUAAUGACCACCCGCAGAACCCAGAAAAAUCUAUUAUUAAAGAUCUGCUUUUGAAUUCGGAACGUUUUGGAAUCGUUCAAAAUCCGGAAAAUGAAAACCUGGAAAACCUGUUCACCUGUAAGUCGUGCAAUACCAUCUUUCGGAACGCCGAAGCUCUGAAAUAUCACACCAUUUGUCACUGCGAAGGCAAUAGCAGUGCCCUCAACAGUCCGUCUUCCAGUGCACCGAUCAGCCCUGUGGGGUCACCAUCGAUGAACUUUUUCCGCUCCCGCAUGGAUAGAUACAAUCCAACGAGCCUCAAAACCUUAGCCAGAGUAUCUUUGAACCCUCCGGCCCCGAAAACUCCUUGCUCUCUUUCAAAGUUGGCCAAAUCGAAGUUGAAAGGAACACGAGGGCAACGUCCGGACAACAUUUCCGUAUUGUCUAAGGAAAGCGGUUCUUCCAGUAGCUCGAUGGCUGCAGGUCCUUCUCAUACCCCAGUAUCCAGUGUGUCACCGGCUGCCGUUGUCAAAGUAAUGGAAGCAGUACAAAAUCCUCUCCCCUCGCCGGGACCUUUGCUGGGCAAUACUCGAUUGGUAGAUUUCCAAAGCAGUAGUAAACCGGAGAGUAGUAAAGCUUUCCAGGAAAGCAACGUGAUAUCCCAUGUACAAAGUGAAAAGUCUCCGGUGCGGAAGCGAUCUGUUUAUAUGAACGAAGAUCAGCUGCCACAGUCCCCAAGGCGGGUACAAAACCACCCGAGCCUGCAACUGUUCGGUGGCAAUAUGGAAGUGAUUGAUCGAACCGAAGAACUGCCUGCUCAUCGUUACACUUCCGGUGGAACUGUCACUCGCAUAGCGCAGGACGUAGAUAAGGAGAUGAACGAUUCGGUUCGCAUGGGAAUGCAUUCGGGAGGAAGUUUUCUCCACCUACCAAAACCUGGACGCAGUGAUAGCACUUCACCGGGGCUUCCAGUUAACGCAGCAACAUCCAAGCUGGUAGUAACGAUCACUCCGACACUGACACCGAACUUUUACUCCAAUCACCAGCAUCAAUCGACGGCUUCAUCUGAAAGCGCCUCCAAUAUCACCCAUUUCCAUUUUCCACCAAUAAACGCAAUAACAGCUUUUAACCCACUCACACUGCCACAAGUGUCUGCCUCGCCCGGCCAAGCUACACAAAUCAUGCAUGCAGGAAAAUUGAUACCUUACGUUCAAGGCAUGCCCGGACCCAAUUCUAUGGCGAGUGAAGUUCAGCUGCAUGUGAAAUCCAGCCCUCGCAUCACUCCUAUUGCUGCCACUAGCAACAACGUCAAUCCAACAGUGCUUCAGUCGAUUUCGAUCUCGACUGGUAACCACCAUCAUCUUCCAAUGGUGCCCGGUCAGAACACCAAAAUUCAAUCUCCCUCACUACUGUCGAUUGUCAAACCAUCGUCCGUUGUACCACCAGUGAAAAACGGCUUGCACAAGGAAAUUUGGUCCCCAGCCAAGCAGGAUCUCGGCUACAAUGUUCCACCGAAGAAGAGUUUCAAUUUUACCAGGAUCGCUGAUAAUCUUAGCCCCCGAAAGAAGGACUCCUUCGAACCGGUUAUUAAAAAGGAAGAAAUUCGUCAUUUCAACUUUGAAAAUUUGAUUUCCAAAUCGGAAAUCAUUAUCAAAACGCCCGUUGUUCCUACCGACGUCAAAAUGGAACAACCGGAGCCGAAAUUCUCCCUGGACGUUCAACCACAACCCAUCUCGGGCAAAGCGAAAUUCCUAAGACCAAACUCACUGCCGCUCAAGCCAGGAACCUUCACACCUAAACGGCAUCACGGUAUCACUCCAACAAACAAUACCAUGCCGCUAAUAUCUCCCGAAACUCCAAGACCGUCCAAGUCUUGCCGAGAGCUCUAUUUCAACGGCCACGCCUACACCAACAUCGGUCUCAAAUCCAGCACCAAACCAUUCUACUGCACUGUUAACAAAACUCAACCCUUUUACGUUCAAACCCAGAAACAGCUCUCAAUGUACAGCAACUGGCAGGUUCACCCGGAAAACGAUCCUCACCCACUAGGCCUAAAACCAAUAGCCGUCAUGGCGUUGUACAACAGCACUCAGCAACGCAAUCAUCAAUAUUCGAUAGCCGCUUCGACGAAACCCUCACUUUCGGUUGUCAACUCCAGUUCGGCUUCAGUCUGCGUCAUGACCACGAUGGAAGCGAAAACGAACUUCCCCACCUAUCAACCACCUCCCUUCCCAUCGCCAAACAGUGCCAACAGCUCCCUGCAGCAAGCACAUCUUCCACCACACUUGAAACAAUCAUUCGUCGGGUUGCAACAAUUCACAGCCGACAGCUUCCCCCCACAUCCACCCCGAAGCGAGUCCUCAGAGCGGACCCUUUCCGGUGGGUUCGAAAGCACCGAAGAGUACACAUAUGUGCGGGGCCGGGGCCGCGGCAAGUACGUGUGCAAAGAGUGCGGCAUCCGCUGCAAGAAGCCCUCGAUGCUGAAAAAACACAUCCGCACCCACACCGAUGUGCGGCCGUACUCCUGCCAGCACUGCAACUUCCAUUUCAAAACAAAGGGCAAUCUGACGAAGCACAUGAAGUCGAAAAGUCACUUUAAGAAGUGUACCGAGUUGGGGUUGAAUCCGAUUCCGACCAUGGUCGAUGACGACGGGAUGGACGUGGACAUCGAGGGUGAUCAGCAGUCCAUUUCGAGCGAGCGAACGUCGACCAUUCCUGGUGAUUCAGACACCGGAUCGGAUAGCGAUGGGGAGGAUAGUGGUGAUGAGAGUGAUGAAUCGAAAAGCCGGCUUCCGGAGCACGAGGCGGCUCACUGUCUGCUAUCGCUUUCGAUGACCCCACCAACUAGUAGUCAGCAACCAGCAAGUUCGAAAAGCUAUCCCAGCCCAAUGUCCUACCACCUGCAGCAGCAACAGUACCACCAAGAGCAGCGUAAUCGUGUCGCCUUUUCACCGCUCUCAUCAUCAUCGGCAGGUCAGUUGGAGUUGCAUUUACACUCACCUCAGCAGCACCCGUUGCUACCAGGUGAGAGUCAACCGAAUCGUCGGAUCAUCACUUUUGCCAACACGCCAAAGGUGGAGUUCAAGCUGGACCAGUACUAUGACGAUCCUAAUUUGAGUAAGAAGCAGUUCGGCAAAGAGGAUGACGGAGCGAUGCCGAUAGAUUUGACUAAAAAACCUCGAGAAGCCUUGGAGGUGGGUCAUCGGCAACAACAGCAGCUGGUUAAUCGUUCGCAACAGGUGAUUGUGCGGGUGAGCGAUGUGGUUACUCCGAUUACCGGGACGGCAAAUUUGCUGACUACAUUGGUUUCGAAUACAGAUAAGAUACCGAUAAACCCCCAUGGGUUCAUACCUAACGGGAAGGAUCAGCUGUUGGUGGGUGAUAACAAUGAGUACUUCCAGGAGUACAUAAAACAGAGAGCCCUCCAGGAUACCAGGAUGAAACAGUGCCAGAUGAAGGUGAGUGGCGCGGCAAAUGGUGCAGAUGCUGGUGUUAACCAAGCGAUGUUUGAAGAGCAUCAACUACUGCCGCAGUCGCCUAUGGUUAUUAUACCUGAGGUGGUGCCUCCUCCAAAGGUUGCGGGACCACCUGAAAAACCUUUGUAUCGGAUGAUCAAUGGCGGCAGAAGUUUGGAGAGGAAACCACCGGUAGAGUUGAUUGCAUCACCGGCUGUUGUGAGCAGUGGUGAAGUGAUGGUGCCAACAGAGGUUGGUCCGGUUAAACCGCAAAACGUGCCCACAUUUAGCAAUAGAGAAGAAAUUGUGGGUCCGAAGGAAGCGGUUAUUGCCGAGAGCUUGGCAGAGUCAACUAGUGUUUCCAGGUUGGAUAACGUUGCUGAAGUUCCGGCUGUUCCGUCGUCUGAACCCGUGACGGUAGGGGUUCAGCGACCUAGAAGUGAUAGUGUCAAGAAUACCGGCGGGACUCCAACUGUUAGUGGAGCAGCGAUUGAAUCCAGUAAUGAAGGUGCCAAAAACGUUGCUUCCGAAUUUUUGAAACUAGCUGCUAAAACUGUGAGUGGUAUCAGAAAACGGGAAGACAGUGAAAGUGGGACAGCUUCCGAUCAAGAGACUUUAGCGGUUCCUAGUCCAAAAGUAAAUCCUAUAGUAGCCCCGGUAGUUGUGGUUCCCUCACCUGCAAAUCCAACUGCUGGCGAAUCGCUCGAUCGAGGCGCGAUCGUCGCUGCCAGAACAGUGGUAGUUGGAGAAGACGGAUUCAAAUCAACCCCAGCGGGUUCGGAGUUCUCUUCCUUAACUCAUUUCCAGGACGACGGAGGUCGACCGGUCUGUGAAAUUUGUCAUAAAAAGUUCCACAAAAUUUCCCAGCUAAAGAUCCACAUGAACAUCCACUACAUGGAAAGGAAGUUCCGAUGCGAACCAUGUGGAACGAGUUUCCGAUCGCAAGGUCUCUUCCUGAAACACGAACGAUCGGCAACCCACAGGAAUAAGGUUUCGAUGACGACUACAUUUGGAAUCGCAACCGAUUCAAAUCCCCGCCCAUUCUACUGCCGCGAUUGUGACGUCGGCUUUCGGAUACACGGUCAUCUGGCAAAACAUCUACGCUCGAAGAUGCACGUCCUCAAGUUGGAGUGUCUUGGUAAGCUUCCGUUCGGUACCUACACAGAAAUCGAACGAUCCGGGACCAAUCUUACCGAGAUCGAUACCACCGAUUGCGAGAAUUCGUUGUCCAGUUUGAAGAUGCUGGCCAUCCGGUUGAACGUUAAGGAUCCCGCCAAUAUUUUACCUGGCGGUGGUUCGACGACCGGUGAUGAAGCAGCAGGGGGCAACGAGACGGACAGUUGUGACGAUAAUCAGUACGCGGACGAGGAAGACGACAGUCAGCAAGACGAGACCGGCGAUGAUCAGCAGGAUGAUUUGGCGGACUCGGAUCAUCAGUCGCAACCCUCGUUGGUGGUGGCCAACAAUAACCAUCUGAAACGGAAACCUGAUGAAGGCAGUACUACAACAGGCUGGGAAGAGGGCGGCGGCAGCGAUCCCAAACGAGCUAGACCUGAGGGCAGUGUUGUAAGUAGUCAGGGAUCGGAAGACUCGUAACGGAGUUGAGGAAAUCAAUGUAGCCUAGGGUCUUGAGAAGCAUGACUGUGAGUUGGUGAUAAUGCUCAGAAAAUUUAGGGUGUGCAAAAGUUUCAAUCUGAGAGAGAAUUCUGCCUGGCUGCAGAUUCUACGAGGAGAUGUGUAGGGUGCUUGUGCAUCAACACACGCUCCAAUUGAAUUGCACACCUAGAAGGUUAACGCCCAGACUGUCAAACUUUAAACCAAAACAUUAUGAUUCAUUCUGUUGUGGGACAAACGAAGGAACACUCUUAUUCUGAAAAUUAAGAGUAAUCAGGUUAAAAUCUUGAAGUGAGAUAUUUGGCCACAGUUGAACGUACAUGCAAACCAAGUAACCUUUUUUUUAAUUAUCUGAUUUCUCAAACCGUCAUUCAGAAACGAAUUGAUUGGAAUAUAACUAUGGGAAUUUUGGUCUAUUCUAUCUUCUAUUCUUUUUUAAACGUUCUAUGUUCUUCUAUUUCUCCUUGUUUCAUGUUUUGAAACGCAAACCUUCCAUAAAUCUGUACUAAGAAAAAAGUUGUUCAAGAGAUUGUUCUCUCUGUUUUAUCAUUUUAUUGUAUUGUACCUUCAAAUAAUAUUAAAUAUGAUCUUGGAUGUUGAUGCUUAGGAAGUUACACACUCUAAACUUUUAAAGGAAGAGUCAUAGGUUCAAUUUAAAUCUGGGAGUAACAAAUUAUCUCUAUUCGCAGCUCACAGUUCAUGUUCAAUGUACGACUCUUUAAAUGUGCCAAAAUAGACAAACAAAAAGUCUUAAUGAAAGACAUGAAAAACUACCGGUCAUCAAGUGCCAACAUGUGUUUAUAGAAGGUAACAACACACUAGAAGAAUGCAAACCGAAAUAGUAAAAAAAAAUAUUUGCAGGCAAACGGUCAAGGUUGUACACACUAAAGUUGUAUUCUCGCGCUUUGUUUUAAGCAGCAUUACCUUUGAUUCUUAUUCAAUCGAAACUAAGACAAAACAAACAAAUCGGGGCAUAAUUAUCAACAAACAAAACUUGAAAAAAGAAAGGGAUUUGAUGAAAAAAAAACAAAAAAGCGCAUUAGUGAUAUUUCGUUCUUUCUAGCUGUUCUAUAGAUUCGUUUUGCAAAAUAGCUUUAACAGUUUUUAACCUUAAGUUUGCAAUCCCGGGCGCACCGAUAGAAAACCAAAUCGGAAUUGCCAGAAAUCGUUUUAUUUUUCGUUAGUUCUUUAAAACAGAAGCUUAGCCUUCGUUAGGAUUUUCUUUCCUACUCCUAAGCAGCGAGGAAAUGUGAUCAUUUAGGAUUUGUUUAAGCAUAAGUGAAAUAAUUUGCAAUUUGAGAAAGAGAAAAUUAUAAUAAAAAAAAGGGAAAAUACUCUGCACUGCGCGGUUGAAAAUGUGAAACAGAAAUUACUAAGAAAAACCGCAGAACCAUAACUUUAUCUAUUAUCAAAAAAACAAAACAAAAAAUCUAAACCCGAAUAUGAUUCGGUAAAUCACGCGUGCAUAUUGCAUCGAAAUGCUUCACUUUAGUUAGUGUUUAAUAGUGACAUAGGAUAAGGGUACCUACCGAUAAAAAAAAACUAUUGAUAUAAUCUGAUUUGAUAGAGGAAUCGAAACAAAAAAAACCAACAAAAAUGAGGAACAGAAAUUGCAAAACAACAGUAGUGUGGUACUAAGGCCACAAGCGAUCCGUUAUUGUAACUACUGAUGUAUUUUAUAUUCUAUAUAUUUCUGUAUCAAAGGUAUUGAUGAAGAAGCAUACAAGUGGAAGUGGUAGGCACUUUUGUAUUAGUUUUACACAAACAAUCCCGUAUUUCUCUUCCCAAAAGUAAUACCGUUUAUACCUAACAACGCGAUAUGUAGUGUAGUAAUUCAAUCGAUUCGCCAAUCGAUUGUGUUCGAGCCACACACCUAUACACAACCAUAUAUCUACAUAUAUAUUUAUAUACACAUACACACACCCACGCCAAUGAUGCGGAACUAACACAAACAAACAUCAUUAAAUAUCCAUAUAUUUGUAAAACGUCUUUUUCGAAGUAACGUAAACUAUUCGCAACCAAUUUUAUACUGAAACUGCAAAGAGGGAAGUUAAAAGAAAACCCGUAAAAUCAACCAUCCAAUAUUUGCUUUCGAAGGGAAGAAACUCUCAUGAUCAGACUUGAAAACGGGCUGAACGAAAUGAAUGAUUGCCCAAUCUUCACCGAUUUGUUAACGAAUUUCAAAGUUCGUUGAUUCCUACAUUUUUUUAAAAUUCACAUCGAUCUUUCCUUUACUUGGAUAACUAGAAAAUACGCUGUGAAAAUCGGAACUAAAAUAAUUGUAGUCGUACUACUGACAAAAAGUUGAUCUUAAAAACCCUCGUAUGCUCUAAAAGCUGUUGUAUUUUGCAUAUCAUUUAGUCCCAACAAACGGGAAUACCCCGUUCGAAAUGCGUAAAUGGCCCGUUGCAACAGCCCCCGAAAGUAUCCAUUCAGUAAAUAUGAGUAUAUAAAAUCGAACGGUUCCCACAAAUUUACUACCUAUUCAUAUUCGUGAUCGAUAUACAUACAGCAUAUAUAGUCAUAUUGAGUAUAUUUUUGUACAUUAUUUUAUUCGGUACCCAGUCCCUUUUUGUCCAAAACAAAUCAAACCUUCUAGGUUCCCUUUUUUUCUUCUCCUUUUCCUCUCCCGCCCUAGAUCUAACGGUUAAGUGAACAGAAAACAUGUGGAUAAGAUUUAACACAAAAAACAAAGCUGUGUAAUAAACAAGAUGAACAAUUGUGCAGUAAGAGUCAAAGCAAACUCUCAUCCAAAUAUGGCAAAAUAAACCUGAAAAAUGUAUGUGGAAUAUUGAA